AUGUAUAGUGCCUUCUUAUGGUCUGGCUGUCCUACUAUCACCCACAAGGCUAAAGUUGCUUGGAAGGAUCUAUGCUGCCCAAAAGAAGAAGGUGGUCUCGACAUUCGGCGCCUCUGUGACACCACCCGACAUGGACACAAGAAUACUUACUCAAGAACAGCUCUUAGUGGGACGCCAAUGAAAAUAAAGGAUCUUGGGUUUGGCGAAAGGGAAGCUGUUGGAUAUAACAGGUAUCUAGGCAUCAGCUACCUUGGCAUAAGGCGAUUAGCAACCCUGGCUAAAGCGAGUAGCAACAAUGGUUGGAACAUUCGGAGGUGUGGACAGAGGAGAUAUCCUCAACUGUGUGAUAGCAUUGCUGCGGUUCCUACACCAGAGGAUACAGCAGGUCCUGAUAGAGUGUUGUGGAGACAUGAUCAUGAGGUUUUCAAGCCGACAUUCUCAGCUGCGCAGACCUGGAACUACUUGCGUACCAAGAGAAACAAAGUCCCAUGGCGCUAUCUCGUUGGGUUUCCUCAGGCCAUCCCUAGGCAGUCUUUCAUGGUCUGGCUCGCAUUCAAAAACAGACUCUCCACUGGAGUAAAGAUGAGAGAUUGGGGAGUUGAGCAAGGCUCAGAACGUUUGCUUGGCUCAAGGAUCACACCGGAUUGGGAUGACACCGUCACCUCUCUACUGCAGCCAGGCCGGAACAGGCUUGACAUAGUCCUUCUCCGAUUAGCUUUUCAGACUUCCAUCUAUAUUCUAUGGAAGGAAAGAAACUCAAGAAGACACAGGGGUGCUUGCGCGUCGGUGGACAUGACCACUCGGGCCAUUGGGAAGCUGGUGAAGAACCGUAUAUCUUCCCUUAAGUACAGAGGGAAUCAUAAGCUGGAGGGCCUUCUUAGGCGUUGGUUCGAGGUUUACCCCUUCUAA
This is a messenger RNA of Brassica oleracea var. oleracea, 909 nucleotides long. RefSeq lists its product as uncharacterized. The transcript has 4 exons. The record is from RefSeq and is a predicted model, not a curated record. Lineage: Eukaryota; Viridiplantae; Streptophyta; Magnoliopsida; Brassicales; Brassicaceae. Bases 1 to 909 code for a protein of 302 amino acids.